Pollicipes pollicipes is the source of this 2801-nucleotide messenger RNA. RefSeq names its product neprilysin-2. The record is from RefSeq and is a predicted model, not a curated record. The coding region runs from base 1 to 2226 and encodes 741 amino acids. The transcript is spliced from 12 exons. Gene Ontology annotation, molecular function: metalloendopeptidase activity. Gene Ontology annotation, cellular component: plasma membrane. NCBI's taxonomy places the organism in Eukaryota, Metazoa, Arthropoda, Thecostraca, Pollicipedomorpha, Pollicipedidae. Gene Ontology annotation, biological process: protein processing.
AUGACAUCAUUGCAACGUUUGACCGCUACAGCAUACAACUUGCUGAACGACAUGGACACCAAUGUGGACCCGUGCGACGACUUCUACGCCUUCGCGUGUGGUGCGUUCACCGAGCGCACAGUCAUUCCGGACGAGAGGUCGUCCGUCACGAGCUUCUACCUCUUGGGCAACGAAAUCGAGAUCAAGAUGAGGAAGCUAAUCGACACGCCAGUCUCAACUGAUGACACUUCAGCCACGGUCCUGCUUAAGAAAUACUUCAACAGCUGCAUGAAUAAAGAGACCAUCGAAAAGCGAGGCCUGCAGCCGCUUCACGACAUCUUGGCCAAGAUGGGAGGAUGGCCUGUGCUAAACGGCUCGGCAUGGGACGAUGCUGCCUUCCAUUGGACGGAGGCCGUGUAUCGGAACCGGAAGUUGGGGUACUCACAGAAUGACAUAUUUUGGUUUGGCAUCCUACACGACUUAAAAGACCCCACAAGGAACAUCAUCAGCCUUUUUGACCCGGCUUUGGGCUUCGAAAGGGCAUCGCUCAUCAGAGGUUUCAAUGACUCAGAUGUGCAGGCCUACUACGGCUACAUGGUAGACAUGGCCGUUCUGCUGGGAGCCGAACCAGGCAUCGCCAAACAAGACAUGGAAGCUGCGCUUCACUUUAAAAUGCAGCUCGCCAACAUGUCGCUGGCGAAAGAGGAACUUCGCGACGUUUUCAAACUUUACCACAAGAUGACUCUCGACGAGUUGAGCCUGUUGGCACCUACCAUUCCCUGGGUGACCUACGCCAAUAAACUAUUGGAAGACGUCGGACACCAGCUUUCUGUUUGUCGGCCGACAGUUGAACACCUAACGAGACAAAGUGUUGGCUCAGGCAGACCCGUCGAGGGCUGGUGCUGUAGUCCUCCAUAUUUACCGGCUGAGCAUCUGGCUGUAUUGCGAAUUGUACAACAUAGUUACAUGUUGUAUCGGAGAAAUGAGCGGCCUUGUUUACGUGGGGGAGAGCCCGCUCGUCUUCGCUGCCCUCUCCGAGAGCCCGCCCAUCCUCGCUGUCCUCCACCGCGCGCUCCUUUUACCAACAGGGUACAGGCCAACUACCUUCUUUGGCGUGUGGUGGAGGCGUCCGUGAGCCAGCUGAACCUGGCCUCCCGUGACGCGCGCCUCAAGCUCUUCGGUCAGGUGUACGGCACCACCGAGCACGGGCCCCGCUGGAAGCAGUGCCUCGACGACAUCAUGCACCGCUUUGGAAUCCCAGUAGGAUCACUGUAUGUGAAAAAUCACUUCGACCAAGACUCGAAGACGGCGGUCCUGAAGCUGGUGUCUGAUAUACACAAGGAGUUCGAUGCGAUGCUGCUGGAGGCUGCCUGGAUAGACCGUAUCACGAGGCAGCGAGCAAUUCAGAAAUCGAAGGCCAUGACCUAUUACAUAGCUUACCCAAAUGAACUGCUUAACGACACGAUGGUAAGCGAGCUCUACGAAGAUCUGCAGCUCACCGACGACGACUUCUUCAAAAACAUGCUGGACAGUAACAUUUUCAACACCAACUACUUCUACAGCAAACUACGUGAGCACGCCGACAAGAACGACUGGCGAGAAUUCGGCGAAAUCACAGCUGUCAACGCCUUUGCGAAAUCGACGAACGGCAUCACGUUCCCCGCGGGUAUUUUACAAGGCACUUUCUACAGCAAUGACAGGCCUAAGUACAUGAACUACGGAGCCAUCGGAUUCUUGAUCGGUCACGAAAUAACCCACUUGUUCGACGACAAGGGCCGCCAGUUUAACGCCGAGGGCAAGCUCCAGGAAUGGUGGGAGCCGGAGACGCGCAGCCGCUUCCUGGACAGCGUCCAAUGCAUCAUCGAUCAGUACGGCAACAUCACCGUCGACAGGGUCAACAUGCAGGUAAACGGCAUCCUAACCCAGGGCGAGAACAUCGCCGACAACGGCGGCAUACGUAUGGCGCGCCGCGCCUACGACCGCUACCAGAGCAGUGAGGGGCGCGAGCCGGCGCUGCCCGGCCUGCAGCAGUACACCAGCGAGCAGAUGUUCUGGCUGGGUACCGUCAACACCUGGUGCGCCGUCUACAGGGAGGAAGGGCUCCGGCAGGUGAUGCGCUCCAGCAACCACGCGCCCUCGUUUGUGCGUAUGAACACGGCGAUCAAAAACACCGAACAGUUCGCGCGUGACUGGCAGUGCCCGGCCGGCUCGCGCAUGAACCCCGUGGACGGCUGCCGUGUCUGGUGAGCGAUCGCGAUGUUGUUAGUUUUUCAGGCCGCCGCUAGAGUACCAUCCACGGCUGUGUACCCAUUCAAGGAAGGAUACAUUUAGGUUGAGUGUAAUGAGGAUAACGUGCGAACGUUCUUCUGUGUUCAGAACACCGCAGAGGAAAUGCGACGUCUGAGGAACUUUUCGUCAAUCUUUUACGACCAGGCGACCCUGUCUACUGGCGUAGCGACAGAUGGACACAGCACGCAUGAUCACGGAUAUCAGGUAUCUUUCCACUUGAGACUGAUGAUGGAACGCGCUAGGUUCGCCUAAUGAGCUGUUGAUCCCGAUAGAUCGCAUAUCGUUCAAAUAUAAUGAGGAAGGAUACCGACUUUUGCGCUGUUCGCAGCAUAACGCGCGGAAAAUGAGACCGAUAUCGCAUUUUCUACGCGAGGAUGAACACGCGCUCGGAUGGGGGGUCAAACUGACCCUCCCCCAAAGGUUUUCCCGGAAUGGUUUCCCAACGACGCAGCGUAGCCGCGUCGAAUUUUUCAAAGCCGUAGACAAUUGAAUAGCGGAUCGUCCAACACCGCAAAUUUAGAUGUACCUUGUAA